AACACAUUCAAAGAUCAAGACAUUAAACAAAAUGGCUUCCUUUUAUCAUUCAUGGAGCUUUUGCUGUUUUUCUAGCAUUGUCACACUCGUCUUCUCAUGGUUCGUAAAGCCUAGUGGAGCUGUCUACCAUGGCUACGUUCCGAGCCCAUGGACCCUAGCCCACGCCACAUUUUAUGGCGAUGAGUCUGCAUCCGCAACCAUGGGGGGUGCUUGUGGAUAUGGAAACUUGAUUACUAACGGAUAUGGAACUGAUACGGCUGCAUUGAGCUCAACGAUCUUUAGCGAUGGAUACGCAUGUGGUCAGUGUUACCAAAUAAAGUGUGUCCAAUCUCCAUGGUGCUAUAGUGGUUACACAACCGUAACGGCCACCAACCUCUGCCCACCAAACUGGUCUCAGGAUUCAAACAAUGGUGGGUGGUGCAACCCUCCCCGAACCCAUUUCGACAUGGCUAAGCCCGCGUUCAUGAAAAUUGCUAAAUGGAAAGCCGGCAUUGUUCCUGUCAUGUAUCGCAGGGUUCCAUGCAAUGCCAUCAGGAAAGGUGGGAUCAGGUUUUCUUUUCAAGGAAAUGGGUACUGGUUGUUGGUGUAUGUGAUGAAUGUUGCUGGUGCUGGUGACAUCCAUAAGAUGUGGGUCAAAGGGACCAAGACCGGUUGGAUCAGCAUGAGCCAUAACUGGGGUGCUUCUUACCAAGCUUUCGCGACUCUUCAAGGUCAAGCCCUCUCCUUCAGGCUAACUUCAUACACCACAAAACAGACCAUUACGGCUUACAAUGUCGCCCCGGCUAAUUGGAACCUAGGGUUGACAUACCAAGCCCAUGUCAACUUCCAUUGAUUCACUAUGUUGAUGACUUUCUUGGUCAACACAUGUUUACUUAGUUUUCUUUUUCUUUAAUUUGUUAUCAGUUUAGUGGUUGUCAUUUUGUAUUUUCUCAUCCAUCCCACUAAUAAUUAAAAUGUUCUAAUGGGGUAGUGAUGAAUUUAGCGUAUGAUAACAAUAAAAUAAACAAUUGUUUCUUAACA
Molecule: messenger RNA, 1020 nt
Organism: Helianthus annuus (common sunflower)
Lineage: Eukaryota; Viridiplantae; Streptophyta; Magnoliopsida; Asterales; Asteraceae
Product: expansin-A7
Exons: 3
Coding region: 32-832 (266 amino acids)
Biological process (GO): plant-type cell wall organization
Cellular component (GO): extracellular region
Source: RefSeq, a predicted model, not a curated record